Molecule: messenger RNA, 322 nt
Organism: Saccostrea cuccullata (small rock oyster)
Lineage: Eukaryota; Metazoa; Mollusca; Bivalvia; Ostreida; Ostreidae
Product: cysteine and tyrosine-rich protein 1-like
Exons: 2
Source: RefSeq, a predicted model, not a curated record
GGGCAGUUCUAUCGCUGGCAUCGUCAUUGGAAUAAUUGUGGUUGUCGCCAUUCUGGUCUUUGUUUGUGUCCUCAUUAAAAAACACCAGACUAGGAGAGCAGGAAGGGUGUUGAACAGCGUCCCUGCCACCACAGUCACCACCGUACACCAGGGACCACCACCACCACAACCACCACAAGGAAUUGGUUAUGGUGGUCCUGGGAUGUCCCAGCCGUACAACCCUAACGCAGGCUACCCUCCUCCCGGUCCCCCUACCUAUCCACCCCCUCCGGGCCCGGGGGCUGGUUACCCGCCACCAAGUUAUCCCCCACCGAAAUACUAG